AAAAAGGAUCGGCUUGUCAAAUUUUGCCCUCAAUGUCGAAUUAUGUAAAAGUGUGAAAGAAAUUGAUAAAAUUCAAAUAAAAGGCCCUUUAGCCUAUUAGCGGUGUAAACGUCUGUAGGCUUUCUAGAAACACAAUGGCUAAAGAUAAACCUAAUCCGUGUGCGGCUACCGAUGACCAGUUUUCGCAGAAGAUAGACAUGUGCCUCACGGAUGCAGUCGUGAAGACUGGUUCAGGUUUGCUCCUAGGUGCACUAACUUCAGUACUCUUUUUAAAAAAGAGGAGAUGGCCCCUAAUUGCCGGGAUGGGGAUGGGUGUCGGGUUAGCCUGGGCUCACUGUGAACAUGACCUCAAUCCCCCUAAAUUCAAACAAGAAAAGAAAUAGGAAUACUAUUUAAAUAGUUCUAAUUAUCAGAUAAGGGCUCACAAGUAAAUCAUGUGCAGAUCAAAUGCAUUUAGUGGUACGCUAAUUUGAUGGAGUCCCAAUAGAAGAUUUAUUGUUUUGAAAAUGUUAUAAUUUGUGUUAAUGUACAAGCAAUUAUUUAUACAA
Messenger RNA from Pectinophora gossypiella (pink bollworm), 548 nucleotides. RefSeq names its product MICOS complex subunit MIC10-like. The record is from RefSeq and is a predicted model, not a curated record. The transcript has 3 exons. Gene Ontology annotation, cellular component: mitochondrial inner membrane; MICOS complex; mitochondrion. Lineage: Eukaryota; Metazoa; Arthropoda; Insecta; Lepidoptera; Gelechiidae. Bases 135 to 383 code for a protein of 82 amino acids.